AUGUUGUACUAUUUAAUAAAAUUCAUAAAGCUAUGCUUUAAUGAACCAAAUAAUUGGAGAGUGCACUAUGCCAAACUGAAGCGGGAGUGGACGAAGGAUCGCGUCGGAAAGCGCGUAAAUCAGACUGCGAUCGUUUCCUUUCAGUAUUUCCGAAAUCGUUCUUUGCUGCAUAAAACGCCCGAUGCGAAAUGUGACGCUGCCAGCUGCUUAAGGAGGCAACUGAAAUAUAUCAUUGACCCCAUAGACCAGGCGCAGUAUUCAAUCGACGUGGCGAUCUAUCUGAUGGACUCCUGUGACAUUGCCGACGCACUGCGUCGUGCCAGUGAGCGUGGAGUGAGAGUGCGCGUGGUCUGCUUCAAAAACUAUGAGUUGAUACAAGAGUGUUUCGACAAUUGCGUAUUGCUGCGCAGACUAUCUGUAAUACAAAGAAAUAUGCGUGAGAUGACGAUGCAUCACAAGUUCUGCAUCAUCGAUGGAUACAUUGCCACGCGAAAAAAGAUGCCAAAGGCCUUGACCGUUUGCAUAACUGGCUCCAUGAACUGGGUGAUGCUGCCCCGAAACUGUGAAGAUUGCCUCGUGACCAGUUCGCCCAGGGUUGCCAAGCGACUGGAGCAGGAAUUCGACCGCAUCUGGAUGUUGUGCGAGAUGCCAGAGAAUGCAAACUAUUUAAAAUAAUGUCUUAUUGUUUAUAUUUAG
Drosophila arizonae is the source of this 696-nucleotide messenger RNA. RefSeq names its product mitochondrial cardiolipin hydrolase-like. NCBI's taxonomy places the organism in Eukaryota, Metazoa, Arthropoda, Insecta, Diptera, Drosophilidae. The record is from RefSeq and is a predicted model, not a curated record. Gene Ontology annotation, molecular function: RNA endonuclease activity producing 5'-phosphomonoesters, hydrolytic mechanism.